AUGGCGUUCCCAUUUUCUAUCCUGCCAAUCUCGGCCGCCUUUGUUCUGGUACUAUCAUCACUCUUCCUCAGCCUUGGGAAGUCAGCUCCGGCAAAUGGCGGCGUAUGCUAUUCGCAAGACCUCCCGAACAUACUCGCCGAAUCAUUCCCAAACAGUGCAACCGGAGUUCUCAAUGCCACGCUGGCCAUCAUUCCUAUCUCCCUCGAGUCAGCUCGCCGCCUGAUCCCACCACAGUACCGGAUCCUCGAGGGGGCUUAUCGAUCUUUGUUGCCAGACUUUCCAGAGGGCAUGUACCCUGUCAUGCUGCAAGCCGCCCACGAUCACGAUGUUCAGUUCAGGGCAUAUGGCAUCACGAUAGAGGACUUUUCGCGUGUUGGGUUCGAGUUUCCGUUCCUCGACUUUAUGGGUGAUGGGUAUUCCUCCUUCAGAUGGGCACCAGCGCAGCUUAUCAGUUCUACCAACGACAUUGCUUUGGAUGGAUCACGAGCCUAUGGUACCAUUGUCUCUCCAGCCGAGUACGAGCCUCUCUGCGACGCCUACGAGACACUACCCAACGGCGCCACGCACUUCAAGGGCUCAAGCGUGAACUCGGCCGAGUUUAUCGAGUUGGAAAUGAAGCGCCUUCCGUUGAACCUCAGCCCGUACCCGAUGGAGUUGUUCAAGAACAUCACCAACCAGCCGACUUUUGCCAAUGGUACGACAUGCGACAACAUGAUCAGACUGUUCAACACGACCAUGUCGACUGGGGAAUAUGCACCUAGGGCUGUGCUGGGUAGUGUCAAGGCGAGGACGAAUGCCUUGUUCCAAGGGGCAGAUAAGGAGUGGACAGAGAUCUACGGGGUGCAAAUCGCCACUCCGUUUAUCGAGAACAACUAUCUUGACUGCAAGACGAUGCAGGGCUACGAGGGGACUGGUGGGCCAGGGGACUCGUUCGUCCCAGGGGGCGAUAAUGAUGAUCAUGAGCUAUGA
Molecule: messenger RNA, 969 nt
Organism: Podospora anserina S mat+
Lineage: Eukaryota; Fungi; Ascomycota; Sordariomycetes; Sordariales; Podosporaceae
Exons: 2
Coding region: 1-969 (322 amino acids)
Source: RefSeq, a predicted model, not a curated record